AUGACUUCAAUUGGUACUGGUUAUGAUCUUUCAAAUAGUGUGUUUUCGCCUGACGGGAGAAACUUUCAGGUUGAGUAUGCUGUCAAGGCCGUAGAAAAUGGUGCCACUUCAAUUGGUCUAAAGUGCGAAGAUGGUGUCGUAUUUGGUGUUGAAAAGAUUAUUACUUCCAAACUAUUAGUUCCAAAAAAAAACAAAAAGAUACAAACCAUAGAUCGUCACAUUGGUUGUGCUUAUAGUGGGCUACUUCCUGAUGGGAGACACUUAGUUGGUAGAGGACGUGAAGAGGCUCAAAACUUCAAAAAAAUAUACGGAAGGCCUAUUCCAGUGGAUGCGCUUGCUGACAGAUUGGGACAAUAUGUUCAAGCACACACACUAUAUAAUUCAGUCCGUCCUUUUGGCAUCACCGCUAUUUUUGGUGGUAUUACUAAGGAAGAUCCAACUCCCUUUUUGUACAUGUUAGAACCAAGCGGUACUUAUUGGGGUUACAAAGGUGCUGCUACGGGGAAAGGUAGACAGACCGCUAAAGCUGAGCUAGAAAAAAUUAUUGAUAAAUUGGAAGAUAAUGGAGAAAAUUUAUCAGCAAAAGAUGCCGUAAAACAAGUUGCUAAAAUUGUUUAUAUGGCACACGAAGAUAACAAAGAUAAAGAUUUUGAAUUAGAACUAAGUUGGGUUUCCUUAUCUGAAACUGAUGGGUUGCAUAAAUUUGUUCCCGAUGAUUUAUUAGAAGAGGCAAAAAAAUUUGCAAUUAAGGAAACAGAAGGUGAUUCCGAUUCUGAUGAUAGUGAUUCUGAUGACAAUGAUUCUGAUGACAAUGAUUCCGAUUCAAAUAAUGAGGGGAAAAAAGAUGAUGACGGAGAUGUUAAAUUAGAAUAA
Saccharomycodes ludwigii is the source of this 873-nucleotide messenger RNA. RefSeq names its product proteasome core particle subunit alpha 7 (gene PRE10). The coding region runs from base 1 to 873 and encodes 290 amino acids. The record is from RefSeq and is a predicted model, not a curated record. Gene Ontology annotation, biological process: ubiquitin-dependent protein catabolic process. The transcript has a single exon. Gene Ontology annotation, cellular component: proteasome core complex, alpha-subunit complex; proteasome core complex; nucleus. Lineage: Eukaryota; Fungi; Ascomycota; Saccharomycetes; Saccharomycodales; Saccharomycodaceae.